Vitis vinifera (wine grape) is the source of this 2132-nucleotide messenger RNA. RefSeq lists its product as uncharacterized. The coding region runs from base 85 to 975 and encodes 296 amino acids. The transcript is spliced from 9 exons. Lineage: Eukaryota; Viridiplantae; Streptophyta; Magnoliopsida; Vitales; Vitaceae. The record is from RefSeq and is a predicted model, not a curated record.
CCCUUUUAUUUUUCAUCAGAAGCCCACUGCCACAGCAAAGAUCCCUCUCCGUUACUUGCGUUCGCAUAGCACCGAAGCGGCGCAAUGAUGGCGGUUUCCCUGGGUAUUUUUCCCGCCAUAUUGUCAUUUAUUUUCACUCUUGGCCAAUCCACUCCUCUGCUUCCUCCUCUCAACUCUCAAUCUCCAUGUGGAAAUCAGCAGGGGGUUAACUCCAUCUGCGAAUUGCAAGAAAUGAAGCUCCGGAUCACUCAAUUAGAAACUGUAAUGGAGGAAAUUGUCCAAAACUUUAAUGAAAAAUACCUUUAUCUGAAACAGCGCGAGAAGCUAAUUGAGGAGUUUUCACAUAAGAUCCAUCAUCUGCAGUCUGUUUUGUACAGUAUUAAGGGUGACUCAUCACAUGCCAAUGAAAGGCUGGCUGCUCUAGAAGAGGAGGUACGACUUCUUUGGGCUGCUUCAAGAAAGAACAACUUUGAUCUUCAUACUUUAGAAUCCAAAGCACAAGAUGCUGAAGACAGGUUGAACGUGGUCAGUAAACAAGUUGAACAGCUGGCUGACGUUGUUACAGAACAGUGGAUUCAAAUUCAGCAACUUGAGCAGGCUCUUCAAAUGGCAGAACUUCGGGCUUUGAAGGCUAAAAGGCAAGUAAGCAUGAUGAGAUGCACAUUCUUAAAGUUCAUCAACAACCUCUUUGGCAAUCAUCUUGAAAAAGUUUUCGGGAUGCUGGACCCAUAUUUAUUUGGAAGAGGUUCUACUUUGAGUUCCUACAAGUCUCGAUUUCUGCAUCAGUUGAAAAGAAUGUGGUCAGCAGCUAAAGCCUAUCAUCAUGAGUUACAAGGUUUCAUAAAACAAGAAAUGGAAAAAUAUGAGUUCACUGCAGCUCUUGCCAAUGAUGAAUUGGUAUUCUUUGUGGCUUCUGCUCUAAUAACCUUCCCGAUAAUGGGUGCUUGGAUGUUGGUCUCAUCACAAUUCUGCUAGCUGGGAAAAUUUUCCACGUGAAGUAGACUGCUUAUCCAGAUUGAUGAUAGCUAAAACAUAAAUUUGAUAACUACCUUUCUGGGCCUGGAUCGAUAUUAUUGUCAGUGUCUCGUUUGUAACAAUAGAUAACCAGAAUUUAAAUGUAACAGCUGUACAACUUGAGUUCAUUUUUGGAUUCUCUCUAUGAUAAUCAAAAGAUAUUACAUGCCUGGUUUCUCGAGUUUUAAUUUUUGAGCUUGUUAUACUUACCACUCUUACCAGCUGAUACCUAUUGCUGUUCUGUUGACAGGACUUUCAGCACAUUUGACACUAAUUGAUAAUUGCUAUACUGUAUUCCCAGUCCAUGACUUGAUUUUCCAUCUUGUCUUUUGAAUUUUUGGACCGCUGCAGGGCCCAUUAGCUUUAGUGGAAGCAGUAAGUACUCCUUAAAGAUGGGUUCAGUUAUCAAUCACUACCAAAAGGCCUUUCCGCCUUGGUACUAGAGUUACUAAUGGGCCUGGGAUUGCAGUUGCCAAAUUGAAGAAACUUUGCUAUAUUACCCUGCCAUAUUGGUAAUUUUGCCAUUCUUGCCCGGGACACUUGGGACUUUUUCAACCUCAUCCGUGAAUCCAGAGAGGUGGAGGAAGGAUGGAAGAAGCAACAUGGGAGCAGAGACUCCAGGCCUUAACUCACAUCCUAACGUACCCCACAACCGCACCACCUCUCCACUCUCAGCUGUUCAUCUCCACCCAGAUCCCAUGCUACCUCAAUUGGGACUACCCACCGGUACUCUGCAACAAGCCCCAACCCACCUUCCCUUCUCUUCACCUGUCAUGGGGCUUCUCUCUCUUUCUCAAAAGGAUCUCCAGAUUUGGGAAGCCGGAGACGUCUUGGAGGUCCAAGUGCCCAUUCCAGCAACCCCCGCCGUUGAUUCUUGCCGAAGGAGUGGAAGAAGCCAAGUGGGGUGAGGAAGAGAGGAUAGAGUAUGUGAGAAAGAGGCUGAGAAGAGGGCACCUUGUAAACAGAGUUCAUCCCUCAAUUCCAAUCCUCGUUCCUAAUCUGUUGUUGUUCUCUCUCUUGCUUUGGAACCCAUUUCCUCUUGACGACUCUUGAGCUUGACCGUCGGUGGUUCGUCCACUCCAUUCAUUUUUCUUUUAAUUCACAAUUUUUGUGGCAAA